Molecule: messenger RNA, 1342 nt
Organism: Humulus lupulus (European hop)
Lineage: Eukaryota; Viridiplantae; Streptophyta; Magnoliopsida; Rosales; Cannabaceae
Product: GDSL esterase/lipase At5g22810-like
Exons: 5
Coding region: 103-1158 (351 amino acids)
Molecular function (GO): hydrolase activity, acting on ester bonds
Source: RefSeq, a predicted model, not a curated record
AUAUAUCACAUUUAGGCCUAUAUAAAUUUUUGCAUUCCCAAAAUUAAAUUUUUUUAGCUAAGAUUAUAUAUAUAUAUACAAGAAUUAAUAUCAAUAUACAAUAUGGCUUCCCAAAGUUACUCCGUGGCCAUUUUUGGUACAGUUAUUUUGGUUAUUUUGUCUCUGGUUCAAGGGCAGCCCUUAGUUCCAGCACUGUUUAUAUUUGGAGAUUCAGUGGUUGAUGUGGGUAACAACAACCAACUAGCCACCAUUAUUAGGGCAAAUUUUCCUCCUUAUGGCAGAGACUUCGUCAGUCACAGGCCAACUGGUCGUUUUUCUAAUGGAAAGCUAGCCACUGAUUUCACAGCUGAGAUGCUUGGUUUCAGUUCGUACCCACCAGCUUAUCUUAGCAGAAGAGCUAUUGGAAGAAAUCUAUUGAUUGGGGCCAACUUUGCUUCUGCUGCUUCUGGCUAUUUUGACCCUACAGCAAAUAUAUAUCAUUCAAUCCCACUAACGAGACAACUAGGGUACUACAGAGACUACCAAGGAAAGGUUGUGUCCAUGGUGGGGUCAAACAAUGCUUCAUCCAUUUUCUCUAAUGGAAUUUACCUAAUCAGUUCUGGAAGCAGUGACUUUCUCCAAAACUACUACAUCAACCCUCUUCUUCACAACACCUAUACCAUCGACCAAUUUUUCAACAUUCUCUUCCAAAAUGUUGCACAAUUUAUCGAGGAAUUGUAUGGAAUGGGAGCAAGAAAGAUUGGAGUGACAACAUUGCCACCAAUGGGGUGCCUACCAGCUGCGAUAACAUUGUUUGGAUCAGGGAGCAAUCAGUGUGUGGAAAGAAUAAACAACGAUGCUAUUUCCUUCAACACAAGACUCAAUUCCACAGCUCAAAACUUGCAAAACAGGUUAUCUGGUCUCAACUUGGUUGUCUUGGAUAUUUACACACCUCUUCGCAACCUUAUUGCGCAGCCUGCUGAAAAUGGGUUUUCUGAAGCAAGGAGAGGGUGCUGUGGAUCAGGGUUACUAGAAACCUCACUACUAUGCAACCGAAGGGCAAUUGGGACAUGUAACAAUGCAUCUGAGUAUGUAUUUUGGGAUGCUUAUCACCCUUCCGAGGCAGCCAAUAAAAUUCUUGCUAAUGCUUUAAUCAGUGCUGGUCUUUCCCUGGUCUAAUAAUAUAUAUCCCAAUGUUAAUGAAGGGCUUUUUUUUUUAAUAUUGAAUUUCAUGACUUGUUAUUUCUUGUGUACGUGUGUUUAAUCAAGUAAAUUAAGAACACUAUUUUUAGUGUCUAUUUGUACUAUUUAUGUAUCAAUUGUGAAGGCCGUACAAUGAAAAUAAUUAUGCCUUGCUACUUGA